Molecule: messenger RNA, 4890 nt
Organism: Thalassophryne amazonica
Lineage: Eukaryota; Metazoa; Chordata; Actinopteri; Batrachoidiformes; Batrachoididae
Gene: carmil1
Product: F-actin-uncapping protein LRRC16A
Exons: 38
Coding region: 270-4589 (1439 amino acids)
Biological process (GO): regulation of Arp2/3 complex-mediated actin nucleation; cell migration
Cellular component (GO): lamellipodium; plasma membrane
Molecular function (GO): protein binding
Source: RefSeq, a predicted model, not a curated record
UUUCAUUUUCAGAAAAAUAAUAUUAAAGAAUCAUUCUCAGUCUGACUUUUGAUGUAAAGUUUCAAUAUCGUGUCUGCGUUUGUGCAGACAGACAGCAGACAGGAACCGAUGCAAACUGUAACGGUUUUUAGGUAAGAAGGUGUCGACAGGUAACUUUUCCCAGAAAACAGACUUUAUUCUGCCGCUUCCGCAAGUCGGAGCCGCUUUUUUUAUCCGCCUGUCCUGAACUGUGGGUCGGAUUCAUCCUGUGUGAUCGGCUCGGUGCAAACAUGGAGGAAAAAGCAGACAUUCCCAGAGAACUGCUCGAGAGUGUGCGGGAGGCGGUGGGUCGGAGGGUAAAGCUGAUCCUGCGCCGCAAAGUCCAGCUGGAGGUCAAAGGUGACAAGGUGGAGAACAGAGUGCUGGCCUUGGCGCCACAUCGAGCGUACCUGCUGACGGUGCGGCUUCCUUCCAAGGUGGAGCACUCGCUCAGUUACCUAGAUAUCCAGGGAAUCAGCAGCAGCAAGCCCAUUCAGUUGGUGCUGGAGUGUGAGCGCGGCCCCUGGAACCUCCGGCUGGGCUCAGUGGAGGAAGUGGAUGAGGUGAUCGCUCACAUUGGCACUUGUCUGCACGGGAUCUGCCCCACCGGAUCACCAGUAAAGGUGAUGAAGAAGCUGACUCUGAAGCCUCCAGAGAGGGUGGUGGUGCUUCAGUCUAUCUGGGACGAGCAGAGCGCAGCUGAGCUUGGACCCUGUGGUGGGUUCUCUCAUCAGUACCGGUGCGUGUGCGAUCACAUGGGUCUGCCAUACAGAGAAGACGUCCAGUGGGAUGUGGAUACUAUCUAUCUGACACAGGACAGCAGAGAGCUCAACCUGCAGGACUUCACUCACCUGGACAACAGGGAUCUGGUGCCGAUCAUCGCAGCUCUGGAGUAUAACCAGUGGUUCACCAAACUCUCCACUAAAGACUAUAAACUGUCGACUGAUGUGAGCGAGCAGAUCCUGAGAGUUGUGGCUCGAUCCACUCGACUGGAAGAGCUGGUGCUGGACAACACAGGACUCAGGAGUGACUUCGCACAGAAACUGGCCAGCGCGCUGUCACAUAACCCCGCCUCCACGCUGCACACUCUCAACCUGACCAAUAACUCGCUGGAGGACAAAGGUGUUUCGGCUCUAAGUGCUCAGCUGGCCAAGCUGCCGAUGGGCCUGAAGCUCUUGAACCUGUCCAGGACCUCCAUGUCCCCUAAAGGUGUGAACAGCCUCUGUCAGGCUCUGUGUGCCAACCCGACCAUCUCCUCCACCCUCACUCACCUCGACCUCUCUGGUAACUCGCUCAGAGGAGACGACCUGCAGAACCUACACUCGUUCCUGAGUCACCCAAACUGUUUGGAAACUCUGGAUCUGUCCAACAGUGACUGCUCCCUGGAGCAGGUUUGUGCAUCUCUGCUCAGAGGAUCUUUAAAACAUCUUUCUGUCCUCAACAUGUCAAAGACUGUUUUCUCCCACAGGAAGUGUAAAGAAAUCCCGUCGUCCUUCAAACAGUUCUUCAGCAGCGCUCAGGCUCUGAGCUGUGUCAGUCUGUUGGGAACAAAGCUCCCCCUGGAGGCCCUGAAGGCAUUGUUGUUGGGACUUGGUUGCAACCCAAACCUCAGUGACGUCUCCUUGGAUCUGAGCUGCUGUGAGCUGCGUUCAGGAGGUUCUCAGAUCUUGGAGGGUUGUAUCGCUGAAAUUCCAAAUAUCUCCAGUCUGGACAUCUCUGACAAUGGUUUGGACAUGGAUCUGAUCACCCUGCUGGUCUGGUUGGCUAAGAACCGAUCCAUCAGACACCUUUCACUGGGGAAAAACUUCAGCAACAUCAAGUCCAAAAAUGUGUCUCAGGUGUUGGACAACUUGGUUCACAUGCUUCAAGAAGAAGAAUCGCCACUGACCUCGCUGUCGCUGGCUGAUUCCAGGCUGAAAGCUGACCUCUCCAUCGUGCUCAGCGCUCUGGGCAGCAACACCUCUCUGACCAAGCUGGACAUCAGCGGAAACGCCAUGGGCGACAUGGGCGCCAAGAUGCUGGCCAAAGCCCUGCAGAUCAACACGAAGCUCAGAACCAUAAUUUGGGACAGAAACGGCGUCACUGCUCAGGGCCUGCAGGACGUGGCCGCUGCUCUUGAGAAGAACUACACCAUCCGCUUCAUGCCCAUUCCCAUCAUGGACGCUGCUCAGGCACUAAAGGCAAACUCAGAGAAGACGGAAGAUGCUUUACUAAAAAUGGAGCAGUACCUCCUGAGGAACCAUGAGACUCGUAAAUACCUACAGGAACAGGCGUACCGGCUGCAGCAGGGGAUCGUCACCACCACCACCCAGCAGAUGAUGGACACGAUGUGCGUCAAGGUGCAGGACCACGUGAACUCUCUGAGGUUCACAGAGGCCAGCUCGGUUCAGGAAGACAUGAGGGUGGCUGAAAACCUCAUGAUGGACGCUAAGAACUCAAAAACACUGCUCCCAAACCUUUACCACUUGCAGAGUUCAGGGUCCAAGGGUCCAUGUGUCGGAGCCAUCCAGGACAAACUGGAGUCAAUGGCUGGAGAGGUUGCCAGAGUGAUGGAUGACCAGCUGCAGAUGAUGCUGGUGUCCAUGGUGGAUGCUGCCAAGGGUCUUUGCCCUCAUGUGAUGAAGAGUAGCAGUCUUCGUCAAGAGCUACUAAAAGCCAGUGCAGAGAGGAUGUCAGUUCCCCGGAGCUUCAUCACCACCACGCUGCUGGAACAGUCUGGAAUUGACAUCAUCAACAAGAUCAGUGAAGUGAAGUUGAGCCUGGCAUCAUUUUUGUCUGACCGCAUCGUGGAUGAGAUCCUGGAGUCUUUGUCCCGAUCACAGCACACCCUGGCGGAUCACCUGAUCAGGAAGGAUCAACCUCUGCUGCUUCAGGAGCCCAACGUGGAGGCCGAACUUCUGGAUGAGACUUUAUUGCAACCUGACAAGCAGGAGGAGGCCCAAGACCACAACCAGGACCUGGACCAGGAAGAAACCAAAGGACGAGCGCGGAAGCAUGGCUUAGAGGACAUUGAUGCUUGCAUGAUGACUCCGAAAUCAAAGAGGAAGAGUAUUCUGGUGAGGAUGUUGCGUCCCGUCUCUGUGGCGUUUGAGAUGGAGUUUGACCUGGAUAAAGCUUUGGAGGAGGUGCCGAUCCAUGUUGAGGACCCGUCUCCUCCUCCUCCUCCUCCUCCUCCUGCACAGUCAUUGGCCAGAAUGUCAUCCUGUGACAGCGACCUUCCUCCUCCUCCAACGCCGCUGGACAUGAAGCCCGCCUCUUUGGGAGAGCUGCCCCCACUUGUGCACAAGACGCUGGAGCACCGCACUAAGCUCCGCCCCAAACCAAAGAAGAGAACAAAACCCAGCCGAGCACCUCAGGUACAGGAGUCAGAGCACUAUGGCAUCAUGGGAAAGCUUGAUGAGGGCCUGGAUGAGUUUUUCUCAAAAAGAGCCGUUAAACUCAGCUUCAGGCGUGCCUCUCCGCGAAAUCCAUCCCUCAGCAUCCAGGAAACGACAGAAAAGAAACGUGAAUCCAGGAAGAGCGGCUUCUUUAACCUCAUUAAAUCCAGGAGCUCUCGCUCAGAGAAAAGUCAAGGAGCUGCUGCAAUCACUCCUCCAGCUGCUGCCUCCUCUAACGCUGCUCCACCUUCUUCCUCCCUUACCCCCGGGACUCAGGAACCAUUGUCACCCACAGCGGUAUUAAAAAACCAAGGGGCUUCAUCGGAACCCCUGCCGGAGCUCCUCAGGGAUCACUCUCAGGACCACACCGAUUCUGAGACAGAGACCUCGCCAACUGCUGCGGAAGCGACUGAGGAAAAAAAAGAGGAGAGGAAGGAGAACCCUUACAUCCCCCGCCACAUUGGGAUUCCUGUAAUGGGUUUGGACCUUCUGGCUGAGAUGAAGGCCAGGCAGGAGAAAAUGGCCGCUCAGAAGUCUGACUCGUUAUCCUCACUGGAUAAGAUGGACAGUGACACAGCCAAACCAGACCACAACGUCUCAGCAGACUCUGACUCCAGACCUGAGCCGGCUCCCAGGUUUAAACCACCCUCUGUCGGACCCAAACCGCCUACAGCACAGGGCACCAAACCCCCACUGGGGCCACGAACAUCUGCACCCCUCAGUCCAACCACUCCAACCAGUCCCAGUGCAGGUGACACCUUCAGCAUCUAUGAUUCUGCUGAGGCGGCAGCUGGCAGUUUGACUCCCAAAUCACCACUACCUGCUCCUCGCCUGAAGAGGGCGAUGUCAGAGCAGGACAGAGAGAGCACCAGCAGCAACCCUGCAGAACUCCAGUCUCCAGUGGACGUUGAGCCUCCAGAGGAUGAUGGUGGUGUAUUUGACUUGCCCAGUGAAGUUGCUGGUUUCGGCAGGCAGUGGUCAUCUCUGAAAAGAGCCACCAACCCAGUUGCAAAGAAAGAGGACAACCGAGAACGCACAAAGUCCCUCCCUGCUUAUGUGAUGCCGCCGUCUGCUGAGGACGCUGAUCUCUGUCCUGAGGCAGAGCCGGAGGUUCCGCUUCCAGAGGCUGAUCUUGGGUCUGAAGACCAAUCAGAGGAAACACUUGCCAACAGUGAUCUCCCAGAGGACCAAUAACUGAGAUUCCACGUUUCUACUCAACAGCAGAGAUGACUUUUUCAAAAUAAGAGCUUUAUUGCCCGAUGAGGUGUUUGUGUUCACAUAAAUGGGACCUACAGAGUUUUCUGACCUCAGAUGAGCUUUGAGUUCUCUGAAAAACUGUUACCGCCUUCAGCGAAACCAUGAAAUGCAAAGAUGGUUUUUACCUGAUGUAGCAAUGAAUUGCGGUUACUUUCCAGCUGUCAAAAGAUCGCCUCGUCUGAUCGCUGAGAAGAAUGUCUCUCAACGUUAAACAGAGCAGAACUUACAUUACAUUGAA